AUCAGUGAAACAUGCGCUCUAAGGGCGGAAAUAGAAUGGCGGAAAAGACAGCCCUGAAUGAAAGUGCUUCAUCGGAUUGUAAACACGACCCAAAUGCAAACCAAAUGUCUUUAAGUGGAAAACCUGCAGCUGCGUUUAGGGACAGUUUCACUGCUCUUAUCAGAUCGCUUACUGACUUUGGUUCAGAGCUCAAGGUUGGUCCGGCCGUGUUGAGCAUCAGUGCCGAUGUGAGCCGUGCUGAUAUCAAGGCUCUACAGCCUUCUCACAUCCAUGCCUGCCUAGAGCGACAUAUUUCAGUGCUUCAGAUAAUUGCAGCAGACCUAAAGCAGUUGACUGAGAGGGAGCCAAAGGCCCCAGACGAGGAGAGUGAAGUCUCAGUAGGCCACGCAGGUGAGGUGGCUGCAGAGAGUGUGGAGGAGAUGGUUGUGGACUCAGAUCAGCCUUCACACGUCCCCCACUGCCUGGCUAACGACCUGAAAACACCCACUAAAACACAGGUGGAUGAUCAUAUUGUGCAAAUCAUUGCUGGUAAAGCUGAGAUUGAGAGGAGAAUAUCUGCAUUUAUAGAGCGCAAGCAGCUGGAGAUCAAUGAAAAUAAUGUGCGUGAGUUCUGCAACGUGAUUGACUGUAAUCAGGAGAACAGCUGCGCUAGAACGGAUGCAAUCUUCACACCUUAUCCCGGCUUCAAAAGUCAUGUCAAAGUGACACGUGUUGUGAACACCUAUGGACCACAAAACCGGGCAGGAGGCGGGACGGAACUCAGAGAGCAUCAACAGGGCGGGGUCCUCAGGAACUGCGGUAACACUGCCAUCGAGGAGCGGUUACAGAAUAUGGAGGCCCACUUGAAGCUGGCUUCAGCCGGCCCAGUCCCUCUGAGUGUGUACCAUCGUCUUAAGAAGCUGGAGGAUCGCAUCCUGGAGCUGGAGGGGCUCUCUCCAGAGUACUUCCAGUCCGUGAGCUACCUACACAAGCGACCCAAAUCUUCUGUUUCACAGGCCUACAGUCUGACGGAGCUGGAUGGGAAGAUAAACGCUGUGAAAAGCGCCCUGCUCAAGAGAGUGAGCGAAUUCCGGCAUUCCGAAAUGGGAGAUUUCUCUUUCUGACCUCGUGGCCUUUACCAGGACAAGGUCACAUAUGGAAAACCUUUCAUUUCAUAACAAUCAUGGUCACCUUCCUCCUCACCUCAUCCUCAUCCUCCGCUCACGUACCUCUCUACCCAUCAAACAUGCUGCACGGGUUGCUGACGUUUGUAGAACUAUUAAAUCAAGUGCCCUCAGCUUUGUAUGGGUUGAAAUGAAUGUAUGGCUAUUUUGCAUACAGUGUUAAUGGAAGUAUUUAAAUUCCCCUGCAGCAGGGAAUCAACCUAGCCCUGUCAUAUCAUGUCAUGCCCCCCCUGAAGUCUUUGUAAAUAAACUUUCGUGUAAUAUACAACA
This is a messenger RNA of Clupea harengus (Atlantic herring), 1433 nucleotides long. RefSeq names its product MAP3K12 binding inhibitory protein 1 (gene mbip). The record is from RefSeq and is a predicted model, not a curated record. Lineage: Eukaryota; Metazoa; Chordata; Actinopteri; Clupeiformes; Clupeidae.